Coturnix japonica (Japanese quail) is the source of this 4178-nucleotide messenger RNA. The record is from RefSeq and is a predicted model, not a curated record. NCBI's taxonomy places the organism in Eukaryota, Metazoa, Chordata, Aves, Galliformes, Phasianidae.
ACGGACUGAGCGGAAGAUGGUGGGACGGACCACUUCCGGCGGAAGUUGGCUGUGGGGCCGGAAGUGGGGGAGGUUUGGGUGUCAGCUCGAGUUUCCGGGCUGGAUAGGAGAGGGGCACUUCCGGCGGAAGUUUGAGAGGAGGACACUUCCGGGUACGCCAUGAACUUCCGGCGUGGGACGGGGCGGGUGGUGAUGGGGGCGGAACUUGAGGAGUGAGCUCAAGUUUCCAGAGGGGCAGCAGAAAGCUGCAGGAUCACUUCCGGUGCGAUUCAGCGCUACUUCCGGAACGACCUACUUCCGGUAGAAGCGCUUCGCGCUGCUAAGCGCACUUCCGGCGGAAGCUUGAUGGCGUCACAUCCGGCGGAAGUGUCCUGUCGGAGGAUCCAUCAUGGCGGCGCUCAGCUCGGAGCAGCCGGAGCUCUCCAGUCUUCCGGAAAAUGACCCGGAUGUGGAGCCGUUGCCUCGGGGCGCGUUCCGGUGUCAGCUGUGUCACGUGACGGCGGCCAACCGCCCCAGUCUCCGCGCUCACCUUGUGGGUAAGAAGCACCGUCACCAUCGUUCCCUCCGCGCUGAGCGUCGCUGGCAGCAGCAGCGCAGCCUCUUUGUCAGCGGGUUCCAACGUGGGACGGCGCCGCAGGAGCUCAGGGAACAUUUCGGGGCCUUCGGGGCCGUGCAAACCGUCAUGGUGGACAAGGACAAGGGUGCCUACGCCAUCGUGGAGCUGGCUGACGCCGAGGGUCGGGCUCGUGCUUUGUCCCACCCCCACCAUUAUCUCAAUGGCCGCCGCCUCCGGGUCCGACCCAGGGACCAGAAAGAGUUUUGUGUUGGGACCCCCAACCGGGGGGGGCGGGGAGAGACCCCCCCCCUUAAAGGAGGCAACGGCUUCGACGUCCAUUGCUGUGACCUGGAUCUCCUAUUAAACCUCCCCCCUCCCCACUCUCCCCCCCCCCACGGAUCCCAACCCGGCAUCAUGGACCCCAUAGAUCUCAGUUCCACCCCCCCCGAGGAGCUGCUCCAUUUAGUGGCCUCCAUCCUCCGUCGUUGUGUCCCCGGUGUCACCCACGUCCGUCCCGUCCCCUCGGCCCGUCGGCCCGUCGUCAAGUUCUGCCAUAAGCAGUCGGGGCUCCUGGGAGACGUCUCCAUUGAUAACAGGCUGGCUCUGCACAACACCAGGUUCCUGAAGCUCUGCUCCGAGGCCGACCCCCGUGUGAGGCCGUUGGUGUACGCAGUGAGGCUGUGGGCCAAGCAGCAGGGGCUGGCGGGGAACCCAGCCGGGGGGGGACCCCUCCUCACCAACUACGCGCUGACGCUGCUGGUGCUGUUCUUCCUGCAGACCCGCAGCCCCCCGGUGCUGCCCACAGUGCAGGAGCUGCGGGAGCUGGCAGGUCCGCAAUGCAUCGUCAUGGAGUCGGGCUGGGACUGCAGCUUUCCCUGCGACGCCGCGUCGCUCCCGCGCAGCGACAACACGCAGAGCGCCAGUUCCUCCUCGCCAAUUUUCUUUCCAACCAAUUCUUUCAGCUCCUUCCCCUUCAAGACCCACUUCCCCUCCCUCCGCCACGGCCGCCCGCAGCCCCUCACGGCCGCCGACCCCCUCCUCAAACGGAGCCCCCUGACCGUCCCGGAUCCAUUUGAACUCAAUCACAACGUCGCCUCCAACGUCACCCCCAAAUCAGCCCAACGUUGGAUCCAGAGCUGCUCAGCGGCCGCUAAAUAUUGUCGGAGCCUCCAGUACAGCCAGAAAUCCACCAAGGGGCGCUCCUGGGGCUUGAUACGACUCUUCCAACCCGGAGCUGUGGAGCCUGGAGGAGGAGGAGGAGGAGGAGGAAGGUCGGCCUUCCUCAUCCCCAUCCCUUUGGAUGACGGCGAUGGGUUGAAGGGGGUCUGUGCCGCCGUCGUCUUCGUGCUGAGGGACGUCCUGAGGUGCGAUGUGGGGCGGAGGGAGAAUGGGGUGGGGGACAAUGGGGCGGGCUGUGGGGUGGCGGAGGACACAGAGAUCUUGGAGGACCCCAAAGGAGCUUCUGAGGUGGAGCCCGACGUCUUGGAGGACCCCGAAGUCUUGGAGGACCCCAAAGUCUUGGAGGACCCCAAAGGAGCUUCUAAGGUGGAGCCUGAAGGCUUGGAGGACCCCGAAGUCUUGGAGGACCCUAAAGGAUCUCCUAUGGGGGACCCCAAAUUACAAGACCCUAAAGUUAUGGGAGCUCCUGGGAUGGACCCCAAAGUCUUGGAAGACCCCAAAGUCAUGGAGGACCCCAAAUUACAAGACCCUAAAGUUAUGGGAGCUCCUGGGAUGGACCCCAAAGCCUUUGAAGACCCCAGAGGUUUGGGAGCUCUUGAGAUGGACCCCAAAGCCUUUGAAGACCCCAAACUUGUGGGAUGGUGUGGAACGGACCCCAACCUGAUGGCAGAGGACCCCAAAGCCAUAGAGGUGGACCUCGAGGACCCCAAACUCGUGGAGGCUUCAGGAACGGAUCCCGACAUCCCGCUGCCGUCCCCAUUAGUGGGUUCCAAACGCCCCCAACCCAAAGGGCUGGAUGUCACCGCGACCCCAAAGGCCAAACGGCAGCGAGUGGCCGACCCCAUAGAGGAGGAGGAGGAGGAGGAGGAGGAGGAAGCAACGCGUUGGAGCUGCUCCCUAUGGCACCGCGUGUGGACCGGGAGGCGGCGCCUCCGCCGUCAACUACAGCACCGCGACGGCACCAGUAGGGUCCAUGGGGACAACAGUGGGAUCCAAUGUGGGGAUGGGGGUCCCAAUGGGAUCCAUAGGGACACCAGUAGGGUCUGUGGGGACAACAGUGGGAUCCAGUGUGGGGAUGGGGGCUCCAAUGGGAUCCAUAGGGACACCAGUAGGGUCCAUGGGGACAACAGUGGGAUCCAAUGUGGGGAUGGGGGCCCCAAUGGGAUCCAUAGGGACACCAGUAGGGUCCGUGGGGACAACAGUGGGGUCUGUGGGGAUGGGGACGCCAAUGGGAUCCAUAGGGACACCAGUGGGGUCCGUGGGGAUGGGGACACCAAUGGGAUCCACGGGGAAACCAGUGGGAUCUAUGGGGACAUCAGUGGGGUCUGUGGGGAUGGGGACACCAGUAGGCCCCCGUAUGGGGAUGGGGACCCCAAUGGGCUCCAUGGGGACACCAGUAGGGUCUGUGGGGACACCAGUGGGGGCUGUGGGGAUGGAGGCCCCAAUGGGCUCCAUAGGGACACCAGUAGGGUCCGUGGGGACAACAGUGGGGGCUGUGGGGAUGGGGGUCCCAAUGGGAUCCAUAGGGACACCAGUAGGGUCCAUGGGGACAACAGUGGGGGCUGUGGGGAUGGGGGUCCCAAUGGGAUCCAUAGGGACACCAGUAGGGUCCGUGGGGACAACAGUGGGGGCUGUGGGGAUGGAGGCCCCAAUGGGAUCCAUAGGGACACCAGUAGGGUCCAUGGGGACAACAGUGGGAUCCAAUGUGGGGAUGGGGGCUCCAAUGGGCUCCAUAGGGACACCAGUGGGGUCCAUGGGGACACCAGUGGGAUCUGUGGGGAUGGGGACACCAGUAGGCCCCAGUAUGGGGAUGGGGACCCCAAUGGGCUCCAUGGGGACACCAGUAGGGUCUGUGGGGACACCAGUGGGGUCUGUGGGGAUGGGGGCACCAGUAGGCCCCAGUAUGGGGCUGGGGCCCCCACUGGGCUCCAUGUGGACACCAAUGGACUCUAUAUGGACGUGGACCCCUGUGGGCCCCCCGAUGACCUGGACUUGGAGCAGAAGGUGACGGCCGCCAUCUUGGAACAAAAUGGCGCCGCUCCACUUCCGGCCCCGCUGCUUCGUUUCCAUGCCGACGUCCGGUUGACGUUGGGGGGCCGUCGGGCCCUGCUUCGGCUGAGCCCCAUCCCGGGUCCUGGGCCCCUUUUUAGGGAUUUUUUCCAUUUUUUGAGGGUUUUUCUGCCCCCUUUGGUGAGGAAGAGGUUGAUUCAACCCCGUCUGUGACCUUUUAGGACCCAUAAAACCCAUUCUGUGCCCUUUAAGGACCUUUUCAACCCCUUUGUACCCUUUAAGGACCUUUAAGGACCUUUGUGCCCUUUAAGGACCCAUUAAACCCCCUCUGUGACCUGUCAGGACCCAUUCAGCCCCUUCUGUGCCCUUCAAGGACCCUUUCGACUUCUUCUAUGCCCUUUCAGGACCCAUUAAAUCCCUUUGUGCCCUUUUA